Messenger RNA from Gastrolobium bilobum, 308 nucleotides. RefSeq lists its product as uncharacterized. NCBI's taxonomy places the organism in Eukaryota, Viridiplantae, Streptophyta, Magnoliopsida, Fabales, Fabaceae. Bases 1 to 303 code for a protein of 100 amino acids. The record is from RefSeq and is a predicted model, not a curated record. The transcript has 3 exons.
AUGGGAGAGUCUUCUUCUUCUUCUUCUGCUUCUUACAUUCAUAUGGCGCAGCACCUGAUUGAGAAGUGCUUGAUCUUUCACAUGACAAAGGAAGAAUACAUGGAAGCUCUCUCUAAGCAUGCAAAUAUCAAACCUGUCAUAAUUACAUCAGCUGUGUGGAAUGAGCUGGAGAAAGAAAACAAGGAAUUUUUUGAGGCUUAUGCUCAAUCCAAGAGUAAAGAGGACCGAAUGUCCGAAGAAGAGACAAACCAAAUGAUACAGAAGAUGAUCUCUGAUUCCUCUAAAGGUUCAUGCAACGAUUGAUCGAU